CUCUUCAUUUGUCGGGGUUGCCAUGGUGAUGGGGAAGGCUUUCCUCAGCGGCCCAUAAUUUCCAGAGAGCCUGUCUGGAUUUGACAUGUCCUUUUCAGCCGGGCAUUGUUUAGAUGCUGAUUUACGCGUGUUUGUUGCACUUUACCACCACCUCCUCCACACCUCCAGCAGGGGCGGCCAACUUUUAAAGGAUUAAUGCAUCCGACCCCAGUGAUUAUUUUCCCAACCAGCGCGUCUCUCUUCCCUCCCAGUAGGCGUUCCUACUACAUAGAGGAGUCCAAUCACAGGCCAGCCCUUCACCCCAUCCCUCUGUGGUCAGCCUGUUAAGGACUUUUGUGUUCAGCUUUUUUUUUUUCUUUUCACAGUUUUUUUUUUUCUGCUACCCCUCAUUGAGCCACUUGAGCCUGGAGCAGAUGGAAAGAUUGUAGUAGGGGGGAAAGUAAGCAAGCAGGCAGAGAGAGUGGAGACUGGAAGAAGCCAUGCAGAGACUGAGGCAGCCCAGCGACAAUGCUUGAUGAACUGAACCACUGACCUCUACAAAGUCUUUCUUCAGCUUUAACUGAGCCCCAGAGAGACCAAGGAAUCAGACAGGAAAGACAUCAACUCAUCGUCCCAGCUGACGGGCAGAAUCAGGCCCAGGACGUGGAGAGCAAGGAGCAGAAAGAGUUAGAGACGAGGAAGGGAGUUCUACAGAUGAGAGCUAACGCAGAGGGACAGAGGGAGAUGCUCAGAGGGAUCAGAUAGUGAGAACAAAAGUGAAGCGAGUAACAGGAUUGUUACAGGUGCGUACGCGAAGACUCCUCAAAGAAAGGGCGACACACCGGAGUCACCCGAGCAAGUGUUACAAGUGAAACAGGGAGUGAAAGAGCGAGAGCAGCCAGACGUACAGGGACAGAGCUAGAUAAGGAUGGCCAACUCAGGUCUCCAGUUGUUGGGUUAUUUCCUGGCGUUGGGCGGUUGGAUCGGCAUCAUCUCGACCACCGCCUUGCCGCAGUGGAAGCAGUCGUCAUACGCCGGCGACGCUAUCAUCACGGCCGUUGGUCUGUACGAGGGGCUGUGGAUGAGCUGCGCCUCGCAGAGUACGGGACAGGUGCAGUGCAAGAUCUUUGACUCCAUGCUCUCGCUGGACAUCCACAUCCAGACAUGCCGGGCCCUCAUGGUAGUGUCAGUACUGCUGGGCUUCAUCGGCAUCAUCGUCAGUGUGGUGGGCAUGAAGUGCACUAAGGUGGGAGAUAACAACCCAUCCACCAAAACCCGCAUCGCUGUGACCGGAGGAGCUCUCUUCCUGCUCGCAGGUCUAUGUACAUUGGUGUCUGUGUCCUGGUAUGCCACUCAGGUGUCCUAUCAGUUCUUCAACCCAAAUACACCGCCCAACGCCAGGUAUGAGUUCGGCUCGGCUCUGUUUGUGGGCUGGGCGGCAGCCAGUCUGACGGUCCUGGGCGGCUCCUUGCUGUGCUGCUCCUGCUCUAAAGACGACAUGCGAGGGCAGCAAUAUUAUCGCCAAUCACAGCCUUCCACAGCCAGGGAGGCAGAGUUGUUGAGUGAAACUAGUUUCCCUGACUGAUCAGCCCCUGCCUCUUUAUCGAGGACUGUCCGACUGUCCAAGCACUGUCUUCCCCCUUUUUUUCCUGUUACCUCUUAGACCCUCAAUUUGGACCUCUUGUAGUAGUAUCCCCCUCCCCUCAAUACUACAUGUGCACCUUAUCAGUUUGAAUGGGAACCAAGACGCAUUGACUUCUCCCAUUCCUCACCCCCACCUUCUGAGCCUUUUCUGUAAAUAUGGACUCUUAAAGGAUAUGUGAUGAAGGAUACCUUCUCUUAAAGAAAGGAGGUGGCCUCCAUUUCAGUCUCUCAGCUCACUACUACACCCCCUCUGUCCCAUUAUUGGCCAAGAGUUAACAAUGAGUUGAAAGUCCUUGUGUUUCCGUUGCGCUGAUUUAUGAUUUCAGUUAUAUCCUAUGACCUCUGGGUUGUUGUAAGUGUAUCUUUUGGGUUUAUUUUGUUUGCUGUGACUGUACUUUGACUGAAACGUGUCUUUUUUUCCCUUUUGAAUUGCAGACCAAAUGUUAAAAGUACCCCACCAGAGAAAAGGGAGCAGUACUUGUAGUUUGGGAGAGUCUUCUGGCCAAACCAUGGUUUAGAUUCUGUCAACAGACAAAAACCCCUCUCAUUGAGGAAUUCAAAACAGACAAACAGAUGCCAUUAAAGAAAAAAAAAAAAGUAGAACAGCAACCUUUCACGCAUAUUGCCGCAACAUGAAUUAGAUUCUUUGUGAAGUCAAAAUGUAAUGUUUUGGGGAGGUUUUAUGAGGGGGAUUGACAAAGAUAAUAUCCUUGUCUUGUCUGUUUUGUUGACUUUGGGAGAGACAGUCAUUCAGGGUAUGUUUCUAUAACAUGUUAAAAUGCCCGGGUGUAUAUACCACCUACCCUUUUUUUUUUUUUUUUUUUUUUUUUUACUACAUAUAUAAUGUUUUACUACAGUGCCUUAUAACAAGUUUGUGCACAUGUAUGUUUUUGACUUCAUGAAUUCUAUAGUCUCCCAUCCCAGCUGAAGGAUGUGUGUCAAUAGCUCAUCUGUCAGCAGUUCUGUAUGUUUUUAUGUUUAUUAUUGUUCUGUAAAUGAAUGUGAAGCUACUCUGCAGUACCACUUACGAAACAACAAAGACAUACAUAUGAUAGAUCUUCAGCAUAGUGCCUUAUGCCAAUGUCUGUAAGGAGCUGUGUGCCUGUUCCCAAGUAGCCUGGAUUGAGGAUAUACCCAGUACAUUUAUUUUGUCUUGUUAAGUGCCAAUAUGAUUCUGUUUGAAUGACAGAGUCGUUGUAUUAUUGACUCUAAAGGAUGUACUGUACUGUGUGCUGUCUUCUGUACUAAGGAAUGCCAGUUUGCUGAGCGUUCAAAUGCCCUUCUGAUGCCUGCAUUUAUUUACCAUGCCAUUCCUCUCUCUAAUAUUUACCCCCUCCAUGUUGUGUAUCAUCUCAUUUACAGUAUAGCCCUUUCUGUUUCUUUUAGAAUAAAGUAAACAGAGACAUAAAAAUGGA
Acanthopagrus latus (yellowfin seabream) is the source of this 3038-nucleotide messenger RNA. RefSeq names its product claudin 19 (gene cldn19). Gene Ontology annotation, biological process: bicellular tight junction assembly; cell adhesion. Gene Ontology annotation, molecular function: structural molecule activity. Bases 908 to 1564 code for a protein of 218 amino acids. The record is from RefSeq and is a predicted model, not a curated record. Gene Ontology annotation, cellular component: bicellular tight junction; plasma membrane. The transcript has 6 exons. NCBI's taxonomy places the organism in Eukaryota, Metazoa, Chordata, Actinopteri, Spariformes, Sparidae.